AUGACGCCUGCCAGGAGGACGUCGGGUGAUGGCGGAUCUGCGAGCCCAAAGCGAAAGGUUCAUGAGUCAAAAACCGAGUAUGGACGAGAUCCAGCGAAAGCAAUGGACCACUUACGGCAGUUCCUCAUAUCUACCACAGGUUCAGUCUUGCGUGCAUGGGUUGAGUUCCUGGACCAGAACAACGAUCAGAAGAUCUCAAUGACGGAGUUCAGCAAAGGUAUGCGGAGUUUGGGAUACAUGGGUGAUGUUUUCCGACUGUUCAACAUCCUGGAUGGUGACGAGUCCGAAGAAUUAACACUCGACGAGAUCGACAUGAAACAAGCGACAUUGUGGAGAAACUUCCGGAUGUUUGCUGCAGCUUCUUUCAAAAGCGCAGAGGAGUUGAUUCAGAAGUGUGCUGACUGGGCUGCCGACAUCACACCAGAGAUGGCGAGUGUCCACAAGGACAGGCCCAAGGCGUACUAUCUCACACGUGAUGAGUUCUGCACUGGCAUUCGGAAAUGUGGCUGGAACUACAGUGUUGCUGAUCUCAACUGGGUCUAUGAUGCCCUCGAAGACAAGGGCGACCACCUGCUGAGAGCCAGCAACCUGGGUUGGCUAGCGACAGAACUCACAAGAAGGCAGAAGAAGCAAGAGGCCAAGAUCAAGUCCAAGAAGUGGCAGGCACUCAGGAUUCGUCAAGAGGCGUCGCCACAAGACAAACACCGUCAUUUCAAAACUUUCAAGGCCUUCCUUCGCAAGAAGCACGGCAAUCUGAUCCGUGGCUGGCGACAAGCUCUCUCUCAAACUGACUCCAUGGUGCUUUCCAGGCUGCACUUUAUGAAGGCUGCGGCUCGCCUUGGCUUUGCCAAAGAAUCCAGAGAUCUUUGGAAGUCGCUGGAUAAGGACGACAGUGGCUCCGCCUCCAUAGAUGAGCUCGACCCAAGAAGUGCUGAAGGAUUGGCCCACUUUAAGGUGUGGGUCAGCUCUCAGUUUGGGGGCGUGCGCGAAGCCUUCAAUGCCAUGGACUCGGAUCACACCCGCUUCAUCACCCAUGCAGAGUUCACAGCGGCUCUUCAACGAUUCGGGUUUCAGCGUCCGACGAAGCAGCUGUUUAGCCAUUUGGACAAAGACGGAAACAGCAAGAUUGUCAUUGAUGAUGUCCUGUUUCUUGAUGGCUGGAAUCCUCUACCAUUUCUGGUGGUACCUCCAAAUUUCAAGGCCAUGGCUGAAAUCAAGAAGUUGAUCCUUGUGCGGACGGGCCAGUACAUGAAAGCAUGGCGCCGACUCUUGGACAAGGAUGCCACCAACCGUUGCAACUGGUACGAGUUCAAAGACGCAUGCCAGGUUCUGGGGUACACUGGUGAUAUCGCGGGAGCUUGGCGUGCAUUUGACGAUGACUUGUCGGGGUUCAUCUCUCUGCGUCAGAUUGAUGAAGAGUCCGACAUGGUGUUGUCCAGCUUCAGGCGGUGGUGUGUCUCCGAGUUCGGCUCCGUGAAGUCGGCGUUUGCCGUUUUCGAUUCUGACUGCUCUGGCAGCCUGAGCUUUCAGGAGUUCCGAGCCGCCUGCCGAGUUUACGGCUAUGAUGGAUCGGCGAGGACACUCUUCUCCGCUCUGGAUGUGGACCAGCAGGGAACUCUAACCUUGAAAGAAAUCUCCUUCUUGGAUGACUGGGAAAUUGAAGCGGCAGAUGACGAGUUGAAUGAUGCUCGUCGAGCUGGGCUGGCAGCUACGUCGAAGGUCGGACCAGGUGGAGCUGGGCACAGCUCUUUCAGCGUGAAAGAUCACCCAGUUCGGGCACGUCGGGUGACCAGGCGAAAGUAUGAACUGCGUCAACGAGCAGCUCCUGAAAUACCACGGUUGCGUCCGUCCAGAAAAGGUGAUGGGGAGUAUAGCUGGUCUUCUAUCGCCCUCGAUUAUUGGCAGUCCAAGAGCUCGAGCGCGCGACCGUGGCCACCAGACAGAUCUGUCUCCGUGAGCCCAAGAAUGGAUCUGGAUCCGAUCGGCAGAGCGGACAUCAGCAGAGUGGACGCGAGCCAGGAGCAGGACUUCUCGUUGUCGGACAUCUCCUCCAGUGCCUUCCUGGGCUCGAUGCUUGCCGAUUCGGCAGUUGCCUCCUUGGUUGAGCAGGUAGGGCUGCCGAGACCUCCAGGCAGUCCUAGCACUCCUGAAGGAUUGCCAUUGCCUGGGUUCCCUCAACGACCACGCACACAGCCAAACCCACAGGUCACGAGAAUUCUGUCGCGCCUGGACGACGGUGCCAAGCCAUCGCUGGACGAUCUUCUGUCCAACCCCAGAGUGGGACCCUUGAAAAGCCCCAGCCCGAAGGUUCCGGCGAGGAUCGGAUCCUCUUUUAAGAAGUCGAGGGCCUACUACAGUUGA
Molecule: messenger RNA, 2361 nt
Organism: Symbiodinium natans
Lineage: Eukaryota; Dinophyceae; Suessiales; Symbiodiniaceae
Source: the annotation of a GenBank genome assembly